Ilex paraguariensis (yerba mate) is the source of this 1180-nucleotide messenger RNA. NCBI's taxonomy places the organism in Eukaryota, Viridiplantae, Streptophyta, Magnoliopsida, Aquifoliales, Aquifoliaceae. The record is from the annotation of a GenBank genome assembly.
AUGUCGUCUGUACAUGGUUUGCCCCCUGGUACACUUGAGAAGAAAGAAGUAGCCAUUGAAGUGGAGCGAGAAGAAGAUGAAGGUGGCAUGGCGGGAGAAACAUUUAUGGACUAUCGCCCUCUCAAACUAGCUAUUGGUCCUCCCCAUCCAGAUUCUAUUGUGGAGACAUCUUCCUUAUCUGCAGUGCAGCCACCUGAACCCACUUAUGAUCUUAAGAUCAAAGAUGACCUGGAAAGUUCAAAAGCUUUGUCAUGCUUGCAGAUUGAGACAUUGGUUUAUUCUUGUCAGAGACAUCUCCAGCACCUUCCAAAUGGUGCCAGGGCAGGAUUUUUUAUCGGAGAUGGAGCUGGUGUGGGCAAAGGACGAACAAUUGCAGGAUUAAUCUGGGAGAACUGGCAUCAAGGGAGGAGGAAAGCAUUGUGGAUUUCUGUUGGUUCAGACUUGAAAUUUGAUGCAAGAAGAGACUUGGAUGAUAUCGGUGCAAUUAGUAUAGAAGUCUACAUAAGCACGGUGUUCUGGUUACAUCUACCUUCUCUUUCCUUUCAUGUUUUGGUGUGGGCUCUGGUUGUGUGGGCUACACUUGCUGGUUCUUUGAAUCAUGAAGUGCAUGCUUUGAACAAGCUGCCUUAUUCUAAGCUCGAUUCAAAGUCUGUUGGCGUGAGGGAGGGAGUUGUUUUCUUAACAUACAGCAGCCUCAUAGCAUCUUCUGAGAAAGGUCGGUCUCGUUUGCAGCAGCUUGUGCAGUGGUGUGGACCAGAAUAUGAUGGUCUUCUCAUAUUUGACGAGUGUCAUAAAGCAAAAAAUUUGAUCCCUGAAGCAGGAGGGCAACCAACACGUACAGGCGAAGCAGUUCUUGAGAUUCAGGCCCGGCUUCCUGAGGCUCGUGUUAUUUAUUGCUCCGCAACUGGUGCAUCGGAACCACGUAAUAUGGGUUAUAUGGUUCGUCUUGGUCUUUGGGGAGCUGGAACAUGUUUCCUUAAUUUCCGUGAUUUUCUAGGUGCUCUAGAGAAAGGAGGUGUUGGAGCACUAGAGCUUGUUGCCAUGGACAUGAAAGCCAGAGGGAUGUACGUAUGUCGUACACUGAGCUACGAAGGGGUAGAGUUUGAGGUUGUUGAAGUACCGCUAGAGGCCAAAAUGAUGGUAGAUUGCAAUUUUUUGCUUUUACUAAUGUAGGAUAAGA